Dentiscutata heterogama is the source of this 1971-nucleotide messenger RNA. NCBI's taxonomy places the organism in Eukaryota, Fungi, Glomeromycota, Glomeromycetes, Diversisporales, Gigasporaceae. The record is from the annotation of a GenBank genome assembly.
AUGCAGGCUCUUAUUAUAGUUUAUUUACGUGCUCAUCAUUUUAUCACAUUUCAACUUCCAGGUCAUUUUUGUACCAUUGGUACAAUUAACCCAGAGCCUUGUUCACUUGCAAUCUGCCCUGCUGGCUCGAUAAAACAAAACAAGUACUUUGUUAUCUUAAUAGUGUUUGUUUUGAUUGUCGUGAUUAUCGGGUUGUUUUAUGGUAAAGAAAGAUUAAUCGAAAAAAAAAAAGCGGAAUACGAUGAUAUAUUGAAAAGACUUGCAGAACAAGAUAAAGCAAAUCUUUUGCGAGAGCGAACUUCAAAAUCUAUUGAGAUCACUGUAGAGUUUAAAGAUUUAAUAUUAAGGUUACGCAAUGGUAAAACACCUCUGAAUGGAAUCUCAGGAAUAUUUCAACCUGGAAGAACUUGUGCAAUUAUGGGCCCAUCAGGUUCCGGUAAAAGCACUUUAAUAUCAGUUUUAGCUGGAAAGAUUCAUGAAACAGAAGGAGAUUUAAUAGUUAAUGGUAAAAAAGGAUCUCUGGAAAAAUAUAGAAAACUCGUUGGUUUUGUACCACAGGAAGAUAUAAUGAUCCGUAAAUUAACAGUUCGAGAAAACUUAGUGCAUUCGGCGUUAAUGCGUUUGCCAUCUAGCAUGACAGAAGCUGAUAAAAAAUAUAAAGCAAUGGAAGUAAUUAAAUUUUUAAAAUUAGAUCAUGUAAUUAAUGAUGAAAUCGGAGAUGAGGAAAAACGUGGUAUUUCUGGUGGAGAACGUAAACGUGUAAACAUUGGAAUGGAAUUAGUUGCCGAACCAUCCAUACUUUUCUUGGAUGAACCAACCUCAGGACUUGAUUCAUGGCAAUCAUCCAUUCACCAUCUCAAAAAGUUUUUAAAACAAGAAUAUAUAAUGAAACAAGCAUUUAAAGAUGGUUUUGCAAGAAGAUCCACCAUUAUAAAUAAACUUUCAGUACAAGAUAGAUUCAUUAACAUAUUGGAUGAUUGUCGCGUAUAUAUCGUUGACGUGAUUUUAGAGAUUUACUUAUUCCUUAAAAGCGUAUUUAGAUCAUUAUUUUGCCUAAAUGAUGAAAUACGAAAUACUCCAAAUAUAAUUUAUGCAUUUAUUUUAUUACUCGGACGAGCUUUCGCACAAGCUUAUAGAAGGCCAUCUCAAUUCUUGUUUGAUCAAAUAUUACAUCUUGUCUGUGGAAUUUUUGUUUCAUUGGCUAUUUCCAAUUCCGAAUAUAUUGGAAAGCCACCUAAACAAAUCUGUCAAUAUACUCCAUUCGUUAUGAUGAACUCUUGCACAAAUUCUUCUGAUUUUAUCCAGAACGUUGGAACAUUUGUGGCACUCGGUGUUACAUUUGCUGGAAUCAGUGCUGGAUGUUCUACGUUCGGCUACGAAAUAGUAGUUUACUGGCGCGAUGCUUCAGCCGGAAUGAGUACAAUUCCAUACUUUGUGGCCAAAAUUGUUGCCGACAUUCCUCGUAUAAUUAUCGCUGCUCUUAUGUUUUCAUUGUCGCUUAUUAUAUUUUAUCCAUUUCAAGCUCAAUUUUCUGAGGUAUAUGGUAUUGUUCUUUUUACUUAUAUAUCUGCAUGGAUGAUGGGAUAUUUUAUAUCUAUUGUGGUUCCAAAAGAAAAGUUUGGAUUGGUAACUACAGGAUUUGCGCUUUCUUGGGGUUUAGUUUUCAGUGGUGGAUCUCCUCAAUUACAAGAUGUUGAAAAUGAUGAUGGAUAUAAACCUUUAAGAUGGUUAUGGGAUAUUUCAACACCACGGUGGACUGUUGAAGCAUUAUAUCUUAAAGAACUUGCUCCUAGGAUAUGGACUGAAAUUAAAGAUGAAAAAUUAAGAUUUACCUACAGUUUUGAUGAUUAUUCUGCAUGUUUGAAUUAUAUUUUCCGCAUUGCACUUGGAUCAUUGGAGUUUGUGCUAGGGAUGGGUUCGGUUACGACUAUUAGUCGUAGUCGAUAUUUAGCCGACCGGCUAAAAUUGUAG